AUGUCCAAGACCCAAUUUAAUAUAUUAAAAAAGCAUAAUUAUGAUCCCAAAUUAUUUUUAGAUAAAAUAUUAAGUAAGAAACGAAAGCAGGCUAAGAAAGAAUUGUAUAUAUUAAAAGAUCUUAUAAAAGAAUUAUCUACCAAACCUAAAGCUCCGCAAGAUUUUGUAAUUAGAAAAGAAAAUGCUAUUAAUUUUAACAAUUUGUACAAUAAUAUAAUCUAUGCAGAAACUCAAAAUGAAAUUAUAAAUUGGAAAGUUAUAACUAGCUAUUAUCUUUUCAGUAAAGCACUUGAGAAUAGAUAUAAUUACUAUAAAAAAAGUAAUCCUAAGUGA
Messenger RNA from Racocetra persica, 333 nucleotides. The record is from the annotation of a GenBank genome assembly. Lineage: Eukaryota; Fungi; Glomeromycota; Glomeromycetes; Diversisporales; Gigasporaceae.